CGGGAAAUAGAAAUAUACACAAAUCAUGGCCGCGACAGCUACACAGAAUGCAAUCACAUUGAAAGGAUCGACAGAAAUAGUUUCCGAGUUCUUUUCAUUUGGAAUCAACAGUAUUCUGUAUCAAAGAGGAAUAUAUCCACCUGAGACAUUUACCCGAGUACAAAAGUAUGGACUCACUCUCCUUGUCACUACAGAUGAUGCACUGAAAAAUUAUCUGAAUGAAGUAAUUUCACAAGUAAAAGAAUGGCUACAGCAGAUGACAGUGAAGAAGUUAGUUGUUGUUAUCAAAGACAUAGACACAAAAGAAGUAUUUGAAAGAUGGCAGUUUGAUGUAGAAUGUGAUAAAUCCGUUCUUAGUGAUGGAAAACCAAGAGAGAAAUCUGAGAAAGAGAUUAAUAAAGAAAUUUGUUCAGUUUUACGGCAGAUAACGGCCUCUGUAACAUUCCUACCUCUUUUAGAAAGUGCUUGUGCUUUUGACCUUCUAGUCUAUACAGAUAAAGAUUUAGAGGUACCAGACUCGUGGGGUGAAGAUGGCCCACAAUUCAUUGCAAAUUCAGAGGAAGUAAGACUGAGAUCAUUUACAACUUUACUUCAUAAAGUCGAUGCCAUGGUAGCCUACAAAAAGACAGAUUGACAAACCUAGGAUUUAUAAAUGAGAAAAUAAUUCAAGGAGAUUGCAUACCAGGGCAUAUAUACCUAAACUGUGGACAAAGGAAAGAAAAAAAGCUUUGUUUGUGGUACUGAAGAAGAGAAAAGAUUUUUGUUUGGUUUGAAGAAGUGAAUUUGAAUGUUUUGAGACUUUUUUGACAGCAUAAUUAUGCAACUUUCAGUUUAUUUUUUUCUGUAUUAUGAAUGCUUAUUGCUAGCUUUUAUUUGUGCAAGUAUUUCUCUCAAACAGUAUUUUUUGGGGUUUUAUAACUUUCUGUAAUAUUAUAUGCAGUUAAGUUGAGAAGAUGAAUGUUUUUCAUA
Mytilus californianus (California mussel) is the source of this 969-nucleotide messenger RNA. RefSeq names its product mitotic spindle assembly checkpoint protein MAD2A-like. Gene Ontology annotation, biological process: mitotic spindle assembly checkpoint signaling. Gene Ontology annotation, cellular component: nucleoplasm; cytoplasm; kinetochore. The record is from RefSeq and is a predicted model, not a curated record. Bases 26 to 634 code for a protein of 202 amino acids. Lineage: Eukaryota; Metazoa; Mollusca; Bivalvia; Mytilida; Mytilidae. The transcript has 5 exons.